CCUCGCUGCACCUCACCGGCAUCACCGCACCGCACCGCACCUCACCUCCCCUCCACUCACUUCACCUCACCAUCGCUCACCUUUUCAGUCGCUUCCGAAGUGGAGAAGAGCACAGCCACGCCAAGCACAGCAAAGCACAGCAAAGCGCAUGUUCGAAGAGAGACAAUGAUUCCAGCCGCCGCGCUUCACUGAGUUGCGUGCAGUCCGACUAGAUCAGACCAGCAAAGUCCAACGACAAGCUCUCUGCCCCACCGAAUCGAUCCCGAACUAUUCACGAAUGCUCGUCCUGCACCUCCUACAUACAUCGACCGCCGCCGAAACUCCCUCGAAAUAGGUCGGCCUGUUAUCAGCACGGAAUUCUGCACAUUCUUAUCGUCGAGAGCACUUCCUCAGACUGCUCGCAAUCACGCCCAUCUGGCGUUGUACGCCACCAACACAACAACACCACCCUCUAUACGCAUAGCCCGCUCACACAAUGAUCACUCGGACAUGGACGAGCCUGCUGCUGGGCUUGCUGAUGUCGUGUCUAUGUCAGCCAGUAAUCGGCGCUGAUCGCUGGUUCAACUACCAAACAGACGAUGGCACGACCGUAGUGCUCAAUGACAACCGUCAGCCCGCUUUGUAUACCAAGGACUUUGGUGACUGCUUGGGCGGCAGCACCAUCAAUGUCACCCGCUUUGAUGUGGCCUACUACAAGGACAACAUGACGAUUCUGUGGCACAUGGCAGGAGAGACUGGCGUUAUUGGCGACAGUGUCAUGAUGAGCAUUGGAGUCUACGCCUAUGGCGAGAAUAGAUACGAGCUCAUCUUCAAUCCUUGUGCUGCCAAUAUUCGGAGUCUGUGUCCGCUCAACGCGAGUGUACCGAUAGUGGCCACCACUAUCAUUCCCGUCAGUGCAUCCGAUGUGGCUGCCAUCAUCCCGCUGGCCUUGACCAUUCCGGACUUCGAGGGAGAGGCUAUAUUGCGCAUCUUCUCCAACACUACACAAUCGGAGAUUGCCUGCUAUUCUGCCGUCGUGACGAAUGGUGCCUCGUUCAGCCACCCUGCCGCUGUGGGGACUGUGUUAGGGCUAUUCACGCUGGUAGCUGUGAUUGCUUCUUUCGCAACCGCCAUCUAUGGAGAAGUCGUCCCAACAAUGAGAUUGCACUACGCGCACUCCCUCUCAGUCGGCGUGGUCUUUGCCGUCUGGCAGCACAUCUUUUUCUCCGGGGCUCUCUCAGUCAACUGGGCAUCAGUACUGCCGGCAUGGUGGAGCAACUUUGCGUGGGCAAGCGGCAUGAUUUACACCCAGAGCAUGCAGGCCAACCUAAACGACUUCAUUGGAAACGACUUGGGUAACACCUCUCAGGUGGGAGCUGCUCAGUCUGGUUCUUCGAAUGCUGGCGUUGGUGGCGGCUUUGACAUUAGCUCGAUUUACAGGAGAAGUCUCUCCAGCGUCAAGCGAACUGCAGACCACCCUGUGUACCACGAUCUUGCUGCAAAGAUCUACGGUCGGCAGGCAGCUGCCACGGAGUCUACAGCGUCGAGCUCGGGCUUCUCAAGCAGGAGCCAAGGCUACCAAUGGUAUGGCGAUCCAGUUCCCAACGGCCUGCCACUGCCAGGAAAUUAUUCUGGCUUCGCGGGAACUCUUGGGGCGGAGAGCAUAUCCGCGAGCACAGCUUUCCUGACCAGCUUUCUCUGGUUCCUGAUCAUCCUUGUGAUUCUGGUCGCAGCAGUCAUGGCAUUCAAGUGGCUUGUAGAAGGGCUGAUUCGCGUGAAGUGGAUCAAGCAGGAUCGAUUGAAGUUCUUCCGCGAUCAUUGGCUGGGCUACAGUGCUGUUGUCGCACUCCGCAUCUGCUAUAUCGGCUUCUUCGCUAUGAUGUUCUUGUCGAUCUUCCAGUUCACUUACCUCUCUAGCAGCGGGGCUCAAGGCAUUGCUGCGAUUGUAUUCAUCAUCUUCUUCAUCGGCAUGCCACUCGCAGCUGCAUAUGCUGUCUGGUACAAGAAGGCCAUCACUGGUACGACAUCUGGCCGAGUCUUCGAGCAUAAGACGCUCAUGGGCAGGAUUCCCUUCCCCAAAGGAUUUGGCAGCAAGACGCCAAAUACCACCUCUGUGGAACUUCAACCGCCCACUCAGCCAAAUCACGCGCAUGCCGAGAGCAAGUCUAGCACUGUGCCCCUCUGGAAGCGCAAGGCCUCAGCUGAUAAGGUGCCCACAACCGCUGGUAACGUGCACAGCGUCCAUGAUGAUGAUGACUACAUCAAGAAGUUUGGAUGGUUAGGAGCUCGCUUCAGGCGAACACGUUGGUGGUUCUUCAGCGCUUGGCUCUUUUACGAGUUCAUUCGUGCCGUCUUCUAUGGCGGCGCCUCUGGCUACUCCCAAGCACAAGUUUUUGGUCUUCUGGUAAUCGAGAUUAUUGCCUUCGGUCUCAUCAUCUGGAUGAGGCCAUAUGAGGGCCAGCGACUCAACGUGCUUGUGGUGUACUGCCUUGGCUUCAGCAAGGUCGCAACUGUUGCGCUGUCCGCUGCAUUCGAUGUGCGCUACAACCUGGCACGUAUUCCCACCACAGUCAUCGGCAUCGUCAUCAUCGUCAUCCAAGGCAUACUCACCAUCAUCACCAUGAUUGCGAUCGUGGUGGGCGCCAUCAGCUCAUACAUGUCGGUGAUGCGUAACGCGGAAGACUUCCGACCUCGUCGCUGGUAUAAGAUGCGCGAGAGGUACUUCGACCACCUUGACCGCACUGUUAACGACCUUCCGCGACCACCCAAGGUGAAGAAGUCCAAGCAGCUGCCGGCUGAGCCCGAAGAGGCGAAGGUUGGUUUCGAGAUGAGAAAUGUGAAGCGGGUCGCAAAGAUCGAAGACGAAGAUAAGAACUUCCAAAGCGAGAUUGCCACCGGUCCGAACCAGACCUUGGUUAGCACCGAAGAUCUGUCAUCGACAGCCUAUGGUAAGAGAGCGAUGACGCCCACUGGUGUGAGCCGGGCGAACAGCAGAGCAGCAAGUGUGGCAAGCAUCAGCACGACGAAUUUGCCAUACGGUGCACGAACACAUAGACCAAGCUGGAGCACUCGAGACUUUCAGCGAGCAGGUUUUGUGACGCAGGAAGAGGACGACACGAGCCUGACUGCCGUUGGCGACGAUCCCGUCACUUCGGGAACACCUAAUAAGCGGCAUAGCGGGGUGCCUUCGUAUAAGCAACCUUCGCUGCGCACAAUGCCCAGCAAUGCUUCUUUGCGAGUUGGCGCGGAAGUCAGCAGCACGGAUGCCAUCGGUGUUGUGCCUGUACCUACCGUUCGCCCCAGAGCAGGAACGAUGGGGUCUAUCCGGAGCUCACGUCGCAUCUCCGGAGCCUCCUGGGGCAUUCCCGAAGCUGCUCCGAGCCCAGACCAUCUCACUUUCGAAGUACCGCCGAUACCAUCGCAGUACUCCUCCAAGAGAAAUUCAUGCAUGUCCCAACACAACGACAAUGGGGAGUCGAGCAGUAGGCCUACCACGAGCCAUCAGCAACAUCUUGCACAUGCCAGGGGCAUUCCGCUUACACCAGCGCUGGAGCACGAGGAGUGGGAUCUGAAAAUUACAAAGACCAACUCUAAGCCACAAUAGCGCUGUGGCUCACCGGUUUGGGAUAUCUCUUUCGAAGACUAUCCCGCGAGUCCAUAUUCUCGCGCCGGUACCUUCGAUUGGAUCUGAUUUGGUGCAAGCGUGGAGAACAAGACGUGCUUGCUUUGGACAUGAUUGGAAGAGAGACGGGAAGAAGACAAUAUUGAUUCCGCAUGGCGAAAGGCGUAAUGAGGCGAUUGCGCAAGCAAUGAAACGAAGAUGGAUGCGUUGAGCGUGCUUUGGCGCAUAACGGCUCCCAAGAGCAGCGCCAAGGCUUUCUAAUACCUUUUCUUACGAACAUUCCUUGACAUAUUUCGACAGAAGAUACCAGCUCUACCAAGGGCAACACCCCACAUUAGCGGGAAAUCAGAUGAUGCAGAGCUCUAGCAAUCGCUCACGCCUGUCAUAACCAGUAUGAUGGGAUGAUAGAAGGAUGAUGGGCACAAUCACGGCUGGACCGAAUAAAGCAAACAUGUGUAGACAGACAGAUGAAAUCAACAGACGUACCAGUAUCC
This is a messenger RNA of Sphaerulina musiva SO2202, 4095 nucleotides long. RefSeq names its product TRP-domain-containing protein. The record is from RefSeq and is a predicted model, not a curated record. NCBI's taxonomy places the organism in Eukaryota, Fungi, Ascomycota, Dothideomycetes, Mycosphaerellales, Mycosphaerellaceae. Gene Ontology annotation, biological process: transmembrane transport; fungal-type cell wall biogenesis. The coding region runs from base 476 to 3583 and encodes 1035 amino acids. The transcript has a single exon.